Messenger RNA from Acanthoscelides obtectus, 1388 nucleotides. The record is from the annotation of a GenBank genome assembly. NCBI's taxonomy places the organism in Eukaryota, Metazoa, Arthropoda, Insecta, Coleoptera, Chrysomelidae.
AAUAAAGACAAUAUUUCGAAUAUUGGAGAAUUACACUUAAUAUUCAAAUAUGAUUUCACUGCUCAAAUUCAAAAAUGCAAUCCAAUCAACUAACUUCUAAAACCACCAGAUGUCGUUAGGCUCAGCUCCUCAGCUGGUUGCUGCUUGAUCCCUUGUUUGACAGUUAAUUUUAUUUUGAGGUUAUGUAAAUGUGUUUAAAAUAUUUUCGUUUUUUAAAAUCACCCACCCUAAUAAUUUAUUUCAUGCAGACAGAAUAGUAAGUGGAUCAGAAAAGCAUAAAAUGACUUGGGGCAAUAUAGUAAGAAAAUUAACUACGGCAGCAGUACCUCCAGAACAAGGUUUCCGAAGUGUGUUCAAAACUGUGGACAAGGAUCUUGUUCGGUGGUUCCCUGGUCAUAUGGACAGAGGUCUCAAGCAGAUGCAGCACAAGCUCAGGUCUGUUGACUGCGUCAUUGAGGUACAUGAUGCCCGGAUCCCUAUGUCAGGACGCAACACUGACUUCAAGUACACAAUCAGUGGUGGUAUGAAGCCACAUAUUCUAGUAUUAAACAAGGCUGACCUUAUUGAGAAAGAUAUGCAUGACCCUAUCAGGAAGAGAUUGCAAGAUGAAUUCCAACAUAUAAUCUUCACCAACUGUAAGGUGCAAAAAUGUAGUGGAGUAUCUGCUAUCUUUCCCCUUGCACAGGAGCUGAUUAGCAAAUCAGAGAGGUUUAAUAGACAAGAGGCAGAGGACUUCAAUAUGAUGAUCAUUGGAGUGCCUAAUGUAGGAAAAUCUUCAUUGAUCAACAGACUCAGAGUAAGGUACUUAAACAAAGGCAAUGCAAGUCCAGUUGGUGCUGCCCCAGGUAUAACACGAUCAGUAAUGAACAAAAUCAAGAUGUGUGAAAAACCAUUAUUCUACUUGGUUGACACUCCAGGCAUCCUUACACCCAAAAUAGCUGAUGCGGAAACAGGAUUGAAACUAGCACUUUGUGCCACAUUAAAGGACCAUCUGGUAGGAGAAGAGCUGUUAGCCGACUACCUUCUUUACUGGAUGAAUAAAAAUGGCAAACACUCCCAAUACAUCCGCUAUUUCAACAUGCCUAAACCAGAGGACAAUAUCCUGAAUGUGCUGACACAUAUUAGCAAACUGCACAACAAAACUUUGAGAAUCAGAGACUAUACAAAUAGCUACAUCAUCCGACCUAACUUCAAAGAGGCUGCGACGAUUAUGCUGAAGGCAUUUAGAGACGGGGAAUUAGGAAAGUUGAUGCUUGAUGAAGAUAUACUGUGAUAUGAAUAUGUUUUAGUCGUUUUUGUUAAGAUAAAUAAAUAAAAUAGAAAAAAUCUAUAUUUCUAAUUAUAAUCACAGUACAGCUCUUGCAACAGUUACAAGAAAUAUACAUGAG